Messenger RNA from Eptesicus fuscus (big brown bat), 1579 nucleotides. It is a transcript of the gene EVI2B, whose product is annotated as ecotropic viral integration site 2B. Gene Ontology annotation, biological process: regulation of stem cell division; positive regulation of neutrophil differentiation. The transcript is spliced from 2 exons. NCBI's taxonomy places the organism in Eukaryota, Metazoa, Chordata, Mammalia, Chiroptera, Vespertilionidae. Bases 122 to 1471 code for a protein of 449 amino acids. The record is from RefSeq and is a predicted model, not a curated record.
AUCUAAAUGGAACCACCCCUUUUGCUUUCUUAGCCAAAUCACCAAAAUGUCCAGUUAGAACAAGAAUUUAGCAUCCUGCAAAAGAAGUUAACAGCUGAGUGAUAAAAAGGAAACAUUCUAAAUGGAUCCCAAAUAUUUCAUCUUAAUUUUGUUUUGUGGAUACCUGAACAAUACAUUUUCCUCAGAGACAAAUGCAAAUGCAACAGAGUCGCAACCACAGUCUACUUUAUUUAGAUCAUCAAUGCCACAUGUCUUGGCUAAUUCUCAAAACACAACAGGGAACCCUUUGGGUCAAUCAACACAACGCAAAGACAUUUCUUCUGGACAAUCAACUGCCGAAGUUGCUGCUGGACAAACAACAGCAGUUGGUGUUGGUAAACCAGCAGCACAUACUUCUGCUGGACAACCACUUACCUAUAACAUCACCAGAAAACCAACACCAACGGCCAACACCACCUCCCAACAAACAGCACAACCUGUGUUCACCUCCGGCAGACAGCUACCAACAUCCGCCCAUACUUCUAUCAGACAAACGCCACCAUUUGUCUAUCGAUCCACUCAACGACCAUCAUCUGUUCACACCUCUGCUAGAAAACCAGUACCACCGACUACUCAAAAUCUAUCCAUACAACCAACACCAGCUGUCAAAAAUUUACCUAGGAUUACACCAGGAUUCAUCCCAGAAGAUACUGGUAACACACAAAUACCACAUAAAAGCAAUUCUAAUUCAACAGCUGCCAUAAUAGUUGGUGUAAUUCUGGUUUCUAUGUUGGUAGCUAUUAUCAUGAUUGUACUGUGCAAAUGCUUGAGAAAACCCGUUUUAAAUGACCAAAAUUGGGCAGGCAGAUCUCCAUUCGCUGAUGGUGAAACCCCUGAUAUAUGUUUGGAUAACAUCAGAGAAAAUGAAGUAUCCACAAAACGUACAUCAAUUAUUUCACUUAUGGCCUGGAAACCAGGCAAAAGCACACUUUUAGCAGAUGACUUAGAAAUUAAGUUGUUUGAAUCAAGUGAAAACAUUGACGAUUCCAACAACCUCAAAACAGAGAAAAUAAAAGAUCAAGGAAAUGGUACAUCCGAGGAUAGUGCUGGUGGAUCAACAAUUGGCACUGCCGUUUCUUCUUCAGAUGACGCAGAUCUGCCUCCUCCUCCUCCCCUUCUUGAUUUGGAAGGACAAGAGAGUAACACAUCUGACAAACCCACAAUGACAACUGUAUCUCCUCUUCCAAAUGAUUCCACCAAUCUCCCACCAUCUCUGGACUGUCUCAGUCAAGUAUGUGAAGAUCAUAAUUCUGAGUACCAGCAGUCACUUCCGCCUCCCCUUGACUCACCUAACUUGCCCCUGCCACCAGAUUUGAUGAAAACCCUGGAAGAUUCCAACAAUGAGAGUCAAUGUCAGGAGUUAUCUAUUCUUCCUAACUCUGAGCAAGAUCUCAAUGAAUCCCUGCCACCCCCACCUGCAGAACUGUUAUAAAUAUCACAGCUUAUUAGCUGAUUUUUCAUCCUUUUCAAAGGACUCUCUAUCUUUCGUUUUUCUUCAUGUGAUGAAAGAUAUUAAAUGGCAACUGAUAGCCAAUUUUGA